Molecule: messenger RNA, 1932 nt
Organism: Dalotia coriaria
Lineage: Eukaryota; Metazoa; Arthropoda; Insecta; Coleoptera; Staphylinidae
Product: ruvB-like 2
Exons: 4
Coding region: 101-1510 (469 amino acids)
Biological process (GO): chromatin remodeling; regulation of transcription by RNA polymerase II; box C/D snoRNP assembly
Cellular component (GO): Ino80 complex; R2TP complex; Swr1 complex
Molecular function (GO): ATP hydrolysis activity; DNA helicase activity; ATP binding
Source: RefSeq, a predicted model, not a curated record
AGGUGAAAAUCAAGUCGGCUGUGUGCAAGUGAGUGUUGGUGGUUGCCUGGGUCACCAACUUGUUUCAUGUGAUUGAUCAAACAAACAAGCAGCAAACAGAAUGGCGUCGGCAGCAGCAGCAGCAGCAAAAGUCGCAGAAGUGCGUGAUAUCACUCGCAUUGAACGCAUUGGUGCGCAUUCACACAUCCGAGGACUUGGAUUGAAUGAAUCUCUUGAAGCUAGAAAUGUGUCUCAAGGUAUGGUUGGACAGAUGACAGCGCGCCGCGCCGCUGGAAUCGUCCUGCAGAUGGUAAAAGAAGGCCGCAUUGCUGGCAGAGCAGUCCUGUUAGCCGGACAACCUGGCACAGGCAAGACAGCAAUUGCCACAGCUUUAGCAUCAUCCCUAGGCUUGGAUACACCAUUCACAAGCAUGGCUGGCAGUGAAAUCUUCUCUCUGGAGAUGAGUAAGACUGAAGCAUUGACUCAAGCAAUCAGAAAAUCAAUUGGCGUUAGAAUUAAGGAAGAAAGUGAAAUCAUUGAAGGCGAAGUAAUAGAGGUACAAAUCGAGCGUCCCGCAACCGGCGAAGGCAACAAAGUCGGCAAACUCAUCCUGAAAACCACCGACAUGGAAACCGUCUACGACCUAGGCGGAAAAAUGAUCGACAGCAUCCUCAAGGAAAAAGUCCAGUCGGGCGAUGUGAUCACCAUUGACAAAGCCACCGGAAAGAUCACCAGACUAGGCAGAUCAUUCACACGCGCACGCGACUACGACGCCACCGGCCAACAGACGAGAUUCGUGCAAUGCCCCGAAGGCGAAUUGCAGAAACGUAAGGAAGUCGUCCACACCGUGACACUACACGAGAUCGACGUGAUCAACAGCCGCACGCAUGGCUUCCUAGCGUUGUUUUCCGGCGACACCGGCGAGAUAAAACCCGAGGUACGUGAGCAGAUCAACGGAAAGGUAGCGGAAUGGCGCGAGGAGGGUAAAGCCGAAAUAAUCCCCGGUGUGUUGUUCAUCGAUGAGGUACACAUGCUGGAUAUCGAAUGCUUUUCGUUCUUGAAUCGUGCGUUGGAGAACGAAAUGGCGCCCAUUGUCAUGAUGGCGACGAAUCGCGGAGUCACCCGCAUCCGCGGCACGAAUUACAAGUCACCGCAUGGCAUACCGUUGGAUUUACUGGAUAGAAUGAUUAUUGUACCCACAGUACCAUAUGAGGAGAAGGAACUGAAGGAGAUCUUGAAUAUUCGGUGUGAGGAGGAGGAUUGUCAGUUGACAGACGAUGCGUUGACGGUGUUAACUCGCAUCGCAUUGGAAACUUCACUGCGGUAUGGAAUACAAUUGAUAACCACUUCGUAUUUGAUUGCGAGGAAGCGUAAGGUGAAUGAAGUGGAAGUGGAGGAUAUAAAACGCGCGUACGAGUUGUUUUAUGACGAAGGACGCUCGGUGCAGUUCCUGAAAGAGUACCAGCAGGAGUUUAUGUUCAACGAGAGCGAUGGGGAUGCAGACGCCGAAGUUGAAAUGGACGUCAAAUAAUUAUACAUUCCGAUUUUUUUCAUUUUCGAGUCAUUUUCUGUUGCUGUAAUACAUUUACUUACUUUUUAUAAUUAGUAUGUUUGAGUUUGCCGAGACUUGUGAGCACGAAGGUGCGCAGAAUACCGGUUUGGCCAUCGUGAGCAAAACAGCGUCCACCCAACAUGUUAAAAUACAACUUUCUUAGGAUGUAUGAAGUUGGCGUGCCUAAACUCUGCAGGCAUUUUUGAAAACGCCGAUCGCAAUCACAAUGAGACCUAAAAAGAAAACACAUUAGUUAAUAGAAUUAAUAUAAUCUAUAGGGAUUAUUCUUGUGUUUAUACAUUGUAACGCUUGAAUUGUUACACAGAUUGGGUGCCAUUUGAUUGUGCACACAAGUCCCUGCCUGAAUAAACACCGGGCACAUGUCAUGCUCACGACAACAA